Molecule: messenger RNA, 789 nt
Organism: Paramuricea clavata
Lineage: Eukaryota; Metazoa; Cnidaria; Anthozoa; Malacalcyonacea; Plexauridae
Source: the annotation of a GenBank genome assembly
AUGUCACAACAUAGAUACAAUGGCAAACACAGACAAAAUCACGAGGUACAGUCUCAUGAUUUGGUAAUAGAAGAACCAGAACCAAGAAGAUAUUCAAGAACUACUGAAGUUUCAAUGCCAAUGGACACAGAUGUUCUUCAAGAUGACAUAUACAAUUAUCAGUGUAACUUUUUGCAACACAGGCUGCUGUAUAUGAAUUUCAUUGACUCAAUAUCAGAAGGUGAUGGGGAUAGAAUCAUGUUGUGCUGGAAAUUUCUUCUCUUAAAUUUUUAUGCUGACAAAGGAAGCACAAAGUAUGCUCUGGAAGCAUUGUUCUUACAGUUUCAGCAACAUGCUCUGUUGACGCCAAGGCAAGCUUACAGACAGAGAUGGAACAGAGGUAACAACAAGGGGGAUAAAGGUAAAAAUGUACCUCUUGACCUUGAAAUUGAACAUAACAACAAUAUGUUGAAGGAAGCUGUAAGAAAGAUGCGAUCAAAUGUAUCUUUUAAUGCUGUUAACCGGGCGGCAAAAAUGGUGAAAAUCGCCGCUGAAACUGUUGACAAAGUUGCUCAUGAAUGUGAAAUAAUGAAGCGAUCAUGGAAACAUUUUACGAAAUGCACCAAAAGUGAUUUGGAAAAGGUUGUACAAGUGUUGCUUAAACAGGAUGCGUUAGUUGAAAUACCUGGUAGAAGUUACCGACAUUUUGAAAAUUUCAAGAGAUCUCAUGUAAUUGAUAAGUUAAGUGGGUUAUGUAAAUGGAUAAACAAGCACAAGCAUGGAAUGGAAAUGCAUUCGAAGGCUAGAUAA